AUGGUCCAGGCUGCGUCGCCUCACGGCGCAGCUGUCCCCUUCGCGGCAGAAACCCAUAUUGCUCCAACUGAUGCUGAUACAUCAUCUAAACUAGCUGGGAGUCGUGGAAUCUCCUACUAUGCCAAAGCCUCGGCGCUGAGCCCGGCCUUUUACCAAACGCUGCUGGACCGCUACUGGAGGCGGUCCGGGACGUUGCUAUACCGUCCCAACCAACGAGACUCUUGUUGUCCGCAUUAUACGAUUCGCCUAGACUCGGAAGAGUUUAAGCCGUCCCGCGAUCAGAGGCAGACCAUAAACCGGUUCAACGCCCACAUCCUUGGGGACGAAUACUCUAAAGAAGCAUCGCGGCGUUAUCCAAGAACAAAAGAGGAAUCUAGAAGGCGAAAAAAUGAGUUCAACCUCGUGGAGCGAGUUCAUGAAGCAGAAUAUGGCAGGCUGAAAAUGCCCCCGACGCCUGCGCAUAAACUCCAAGUUACUCUAGAGGAGGAUAACUUUACAGAAGAAAAGUUUGCCAUCUUCGACAACUACCAACACGUCAUUCACAAGGAGGAUCCUGGCGAGCGGACACGGAGAUCCUUUACCCGGUUUCUCUGCGACUCGCCCGUGCGUCGCCACGCCGAAACUCGUUCAGACGGCACGAAGAAGCGUCUUGGCUCGUACCAUCAGUGCUACCGUAUCGAUGGGAAGCUCGUCGCUGUGGGCGUUCUUGACCUACUACCGCAGUGUGUGAGCUCUGUAUAUUUCUUCUACCACGAGAGCAUCCAUAAGUUCAGCCCAGGCAAGCUCGGCGCUCUAUACGAAAUUGCACUCGCUAAAGAAGGAGGCUACCGCUGGUGGUACCCCGGGUAUUACAUCCACAGCUGCCCCAAGAUGCGUUACAAGAUGGAUUUUGCGCCCCAAUAUAUUCUUGACCCUGUUACGUUAAGCUGGGAUCCCUUGGAUAAGACGGUGCUUGCACAGUUGGACAAGUCGCCGUACCUUUGCUUAUCCCAGCGAAGAGCCGAAAGGGCUGCCGCAGAAGGUCAACGUACCGUCAUAGCCGAUGCUGAAAACCCGGAUAACUCUGAUGACAGUAGCGACAACUCAGAUCAAGAUGAUGUCGACAGAUCCCUCUUUGCCGCCAACAUGCCCGGCAUUCCCACACUUGCGGAGAUGGCGACUGUGGACAUGGAUGACAUACAUGUCCUGGGGCCAUCUCCGGUUAUUCUAUAUAGCAUGACUGAUCUUGUGAGCUGGGAUGAGUCUUCCAUCUAUGAAUGGCCGACCCUCAGGGCUCGCAUGGCUGAGCUAGUUGGAGCCAUGGGAAUAGACACGACCCCAAAGCUAUGCAUAAAUUUGCAGGGUUGA
Molecule: messenger RNA, 1347 nt
Organism: Cordyceps fumosorosea ARSEF 2679
Lineage: Eukaryota; Fungi; Ascomycota; Sordariomycetes; Hypocreales; Cordycipitaceae
Product: Arginine-tRNA-protein transferase
Exons: 3
Coding region: 1-1347 (448 amino acids)
Biological process (GO): protein arginylation
Cellular component (GO): cytoplasm
Molecular function (GO): arginyl-tRNA--protein transferase activity
Source: RefSeq, a predicted model, not a curated record